AUGAGAGGACGUGUUUCUCGUGCCUGCCUUUUACUUACGCGUCCAUUGAAAUCUAAUUACCUUUUCUUUAAAGAUGAAAAAAAGAAUAAGACAUGCAUUUUCUCAGUAAAUGUUCACCCAGACGGUUCUAGAGUUGCUACAGGUGGACUAGAUGGGAAAAUCAAGAUAUGGAGCACGGCAGCCCUCUAUGAUGAAUCAAAAGAAAAUAAUGGGAGUGUCACAGGGUUGCUAUGCACAAUGGGGUUGCAUACGGGUCCAGUUUUAUGUGUUCGAUGGUCUCAAAUAGAGGGAAGGCAUUUAGCAUCAGGAUCGGACGAUAAAAUAGUUUUAAUAUGGGAAUUAGACAGUGGCUAUGGUGGAAAAGUGUUUGGUAGUGAUGAGCAAAAUGUGGAGAAUUGGAAAAUAUCCAAAAGAUUGACUGGUCAUGAAUCUGAUGUUGUGGAUAUUGCUUGGUCUAGUGAUAAUACCUAUUUGGCUUCCUGCGGACUGGAUAAUCUCGUGUUUAUAUGGGAUGGCCAAACUUUUGAAAAACUAAAGAAGAUUGAUGACCAUAAGGGAUUUGUUAAAGGAGUAGCAUGGGAUCCUAUUGGAAAAUACCUUGCGACCGAGUCUGAUGAUAAAACCAUGAGAAUUUGGAGAACUUCAGACUGGGAACCCGAACAUGUAGUGAAGGCACCAUUUACCUCAUCACCUACCACGACCUUUUUCCGACGAUUAUGUUGGUCUCCCGAUGGAACACAUCUUUCUGCAGCAAAUGGCUCUCUAGACGCAAUCGCUGUUGCGCCUAUUUUAGUCAGAGAGGAAUGGAAAGCUGACAUUUCUUUAGUUGGACAUAAUGCGCCGAUCGGAGUUGUGCAAUUUAAUCCAGUACUCUUUGUGAUACCGGAUUUGGAUGCUGCGGAUCGAAACGCUGGAAGUUUGGGGAGUAUUAUUGCAGUUGGCAGUCAAGACUAUAGCAUUUCUAUUUGGGCGACAAAAAGAUCACGACCAAUAACUGUAAGUCAAAGGAUGUUUAGACAAAGUGUGAUGGAUCUCUCUUGGGCGCCUAAUGGAAAAGAUUUAUUUGCGUGUUCAUAUGAUGGUAGUGUGGCGAUACUUCGAUUCCAAGACAGCGAAUUUGGAAUUCGUAGUAAAAUCGAAGAUAAGGAAAAAAUCAUGGCGAAAUAUGGAUAUAAACGUAAAGAGCCAAUUUCAUUAGAGAACACCUCGCAGAUAGCAUUAGAAGAGGAACGAGCAGUCAUAAAUAAAAAUAUAAAAUCUAAACGAAUUCACGAUAUUAUGCAGGGUGAAUCAACUUCAUCUUUUAGUACAACAAAUAAUUACAAUAACGGUGCUACAUCUUCAAAUGGACACGAAGUGAUUGUAAUCAAUGAUUCAUCGGAAACCCCACCAUCUCCUACGGAUCAUGUUGCAGUUCUUAUACCUCCUUUGGACAUGAAGUCUACUUCUGCUAUAUCAUCGAGUAGUAUAACAAGUAGUAAUCAUAUUCAUAAUGAUAGUGGGAUGGAUGGGGUAGAACAAACAUCAGCUCCUCCAAUUCCCCCAGCAUUUGCAUCAUCAUCAUCGUCUUCACAAAUACCCACAGAAAAUAAACUACAUACUUCAUCAUCAUUAUCUUCUUCUUCUAAUGGACCAUCAUCAUUUAUUACGCGACCCUUACUCCAAUCCUCACAAAAUCAUUCUGUUAUUAAUGGACAUUCUAUUCAUUUUGAUCCUCCCUCGUCAAUUUUACCGUCAGGCGGAGUACCAGCCUUGUUAGUUGGAAAUAAAAGAAAAGAAUCACCAUCUCUGCCAGAACCAUCAUCACUCACAACAGUAUCAACAUCUGAAACCGAUGGAGUUCCCUCCAAAAAGCAUCAUUCUAUUACUACUGGAAAAUCAAAGAUUGAUAAUACCGCCACUACUUCUAUGGACAUUCAUUUCGAUUCACGUGUUAUAAAUUCCGCUUAUUCUGCAUAUAUAUCACCCAUGAUCACAAUGUCACAAGUGAGAUUAGCACAACCAAAGGUUCUAAAUAGUCUGAGAAAGGAUAUAGUCGGAUUUUCAAAUAGAAGAUUGGAAUGUCAAAAUUAUGUAGAUAAAAGGCCAUCAAAACUGAUAUGUAGUGAGGCUGAUAAUAUUUUGUGGAUAGAUUUUAUACCGAGUAAAGUAUUGCUAUUGGUUGGUUAUACUCGAUUUAGUGCGGCUGCUUGCGAUGAUGGCAGUUUGUAUGUAUAUUCAGCAGCUGGUAAACGACUACUACCUCCAAUAGUAUUAGAAACCCCGGCAUCAUUUUUAUCAGGGCUAGAUAGUUACCUCUUAUGUCUGAGUCAAGCAGGUUUAUUAAAUGUUUGGGAUUUGACACGUCGAACCGCGAUAAUAUCAUCUGUUUCAAUAGCACCAAUCCUACAAGCUGCAACACUAUCAAAUACAAAUUUCAAUCAACAAACCAUUGUUUCUACGACACUCCGUCCCAAUGGAAUACCCAUGCUAAAAACCACGAGUGGUGAUGUAUGGAUAUUUCACUUAGAAAUGAGGAAUUGGAUGCGAGUCUAUGAUCCACGUUACACAAGUCUAAGAACUCAACUUAAUGGCAGCGAACUAUCGACGGUAUUAUCGAUAUUGGAAGGGAACUCUGUGGAGCCUGAUGUCGAUAAGCAGGCGAUAAUGGAACAUUUGAAUCCAGUCAGUAAUGCAAAUAAAGAAAUUCUACAUAAAGAAGCUCUACAUGAAGCGUCACAGUCAUUUGGACAGAUAGAGAAUGAAUUAAUAUCUGCCGAGAUACUAAAUUCACGGACCGAGUUUCGGCGUAAUUUAGCUCUGUAUGCACAACAAUUGGCCGAUACUGGUUCUAUUGCAAAAGCGGAAGAACUUUGCGAAGAAUUAUGGGUUUCCGAUACAAAGGAGGGUGAUUCAUCCUCUUAUGAACCAAUGUCCAAUCAUAAGCUUUUACGCGAGAUUCUUCCCAUAUUAGCCUCAAAUCGCUCUUUUCAACGAGUGCUUUCAGAAUACGAAUCACGAUUGCGAGAUCAAAUGGAGGAAUAA
Messenger RNA from Ambispora gerdemannii, 3024 nucleotides. Lineage: Eukaryota; Fungi; Glomeromycota; Glomeromycetes; Archaeosporales; Ambisporaceae. The record is from the annotation of a GenBank genome assembly.